Molecule: messenger RNA, 468 nt
Organism: Melampsora larici-populina 98AG31
Lineage: Eukaryota; Fungi; Basidiomycota; Pucciniomycetes; Pucciniales; Melampsoraceae
Exons: 4
Coding region: 1-468 (155 amino acids)
Source: RefSeq, a predicted model, not a curated record
AUGUCACUCGAGCUGUUCAGAAAUCUGUCACGCCAUUUUCCACCAGACUGUGACAUGGCAAUCGGGCAUUCAUUCCAAUGGUCACUUCUUCUUGAUCAUGCCUCCAUCACGAUUCACGCCAAUAUACCGUCUGGAACCAGAUUCAACUACGCUGAAAGUUUGAUUAACACCUUCCCAUUGAGUCUUCUUAUCGGUCUUGGUUCAGUUUUCCUCUUCUCGCCAAAGCUUUUACGAGCUUAUUUGACUCAACCUUUUAGACCUUCUCUCACACCUGAUCAUCUCACUUGGCACGUAUGGCAAAAACUUCAACAUCUGAAUCCUACAAGCCCAAACCAUGACCCAAAUAAUCUCGGCGUACCUCCACCAGAAGAUUUAGUAGCUCGAAGGCCAGGAAAACAAAAAGCUGAACAUAUCCCUCCCAAGAUGCCUUUACCAAAGAAGAUUAACCUCCAUUCGGAUGAAUUAUGA